UGGGACCGCGCCACGCCGGGAGCGGACCCGCUUUUGUGUUGCUGUCUGUCUCUGCAGCCGCCCGACCCCGGGCGGGAGGCGCGCGGGCCGCGACCCCCGAGGAGGCGGGGCCUCGGCGGCGGGCUCCGCCUGGUGUGCAUUUCACGGCCGCGGCCGCCGCCGCCGCCCUGGUUUGUUCCGAUACUCCGCCCUGCCCGGACCGCGGUCCCCCGGAGCCCAGGACGCCGGACGCGGCUGCCCGCGAGCGUUCGAUGGCCUCCAUCCCACCCAGCCGUGCUCUGGGCUUCCCCCCCAGCUUGCUGACUUUUCCUGGUUAACCGCAUCCUGGAGCGGCGCUUGGCAAAACUCAGAAUAAAGCAAGGGGGGGGGCGGGAAGAAUACAUUCGAUGCACCCGCCUGGGUCCCCCAGAGUUGGUGAAGGGACGUAACCAUGUCUGAGUCGGAGGAGAUAAGUGAGUUUGGCUACAUCAUGGAAUUGCUGGCCAGAGGCAAACUGCCGGGUUGGAGAAGACGUUACCAAUGCUGACCGUAAUGUGGGAAGACGGUGGAACUUUUCACAGCCACAGACGUCUCCCAAAUAGAAAAAUGA
Ailuropoda melanoleuca (giant panda) is the source of this 589-nucleotide messenger RNA. RefSeq names its product E3 ubiquitin-protein ligase Trim36-like. The record is from RefSeq and is a predicted model, not a curated record. The transcript has 2 exons. NCBI's taxonomy places the organism in Eukaryota, Metazoa, Chordata, Mammalia, Carnivora, Ursidae.